AUGUCAUUUAAAACAAGGAAUCUAGUAAAUUGUCCCCUUUUUGAUGCACCAAAAGAGAUGAGUUGUGUUAUGUUACCAACGUAUGAGUGUAUCAUAAAAGAGUUUUUAUGGACGAGGAUUGGAUUGGAGGUCAAAUCUGUUAAUAGAAAUCUUCUUGUAUCUAAACCAUCGAAGAUUAUUGCUAAGCGAGCUGAAGAUAUAUGGAAAAACGCUAGUAUUCCAAUAGUAAGUCAUCAAAGGAUUGUCGAACUUGUGAAGCAAUCUUAUGACAAAUAUCGAAACUUGCUGAAGCCGUACAAGCAAACGCAAAAUGUUGCCUCGUACAAACUAAAAGAUGGAUUUAUUAGGAACACUUUAGAUUCCAGGGCAAGAAUGCCAAAGUUCGAAACCAACAAGGAUUUUAGUCAUUAA
Messenger RNA from Psylliodes chrysocephalus, 411 nucleotides. The record is from the annotation of a GenBank genome assembly. Lineage: Eukaryota; Metazoa; Arthropoda; Insecta; Coleoptera; Chrysomelidae.